Messenger RNA from Pochonia chlamydosporia 170, 1713 nucleotides. Its product is annotated as cytochrome P450. The transcript has 3 exons. Bases 1 to 1713 code for a protein of 570 amino acids. Gene Ontology annotation, molecular function: monooxygenase activity; iron ion binding; heme binding. The record is from RefSeq and is a predicted model, not a curated record. Lineage: Eukaryota; Fungi; Ascomycota; Sordariomycetes; Hypocreales; Clavicipitaceae.
AUGCAGCCAAGUGUGGGCCGUGACAAUGUUUCCAUCUGCUCAAGUGAUAGCAGCUAUCAUAUUCGGUAUUGGAACUCCGUUAUACCAGAACUUCUGUAUCGAUUUCUCCCCCUUAAACCAAUUCCCGGCAUACCGUACGAUGAGGCCUCGAUUCACCGCCUCCUCGGUGAUAUCCCGGAUCUCCUAGCAUCGCAGAAAGUACACCAGGAGCCAUGGGGUGCCAUGGUGAAGAAGUUCAAAGACCUUGACUCACCUAUCGUUCAGAUUUUCGCAAGGGUUGGUAGGAAACCUUGGGUUGUCAUCAUAGCCGCGCGGGAGGCGAAUGUCAUAUUGACUCGACGAGCAGCAGAUUUUGAUCGAUCGGGGUUCUUUGGUGAACUCGUUAAUGCCAUCAUGCCACGCUUUCACACAAGGCUCAUGGCCAAUGACGAAUGGCGAGGGCAUCGAGGGCUAUUAAACGACACAAUGUCUCCGGCAUUCAUAAACUCGACGAGUGGUCCUGGAUUGCACGAGGCCUUCUCCCAAGUCAUGGAUCUCUGGCGGGCCAAAAUGAUGCUAGCAAACGAUCAUCCAAUUGACGUUGAACAAGACAUCCUUUACGCUAAUUUGGAUGCAAUCUGGGCUGCUGCCUUCGGGAAGACAGCUGGAGCUGUCGAAUCACAAUUUAAGAAGGUGGCCGAAAUCUCCUCUGCGCCAGAUGGAGUGUUCCGCAUUCCUAAUGCUGAGAUUCCGUUCGAAGCAAAGGCAGUGACCAUUCUCGCGGAGAGCAUGGCCAUCACCGCAAACUCACCACUUGUAGGGCUACAUCACAAGUUUGCCGUCCGCUUCUAUCCUCGCCUACGGGCAGCCAUGAAGGCCAAAAGGGCUCUGCUACGAAGACAAGUCGAUGAUGCUGCACAGCGAAUGCGUAGCCAAGACGGCGCAAUCCAAUCUGUCACUGAUUUCGUCAUAGCUCGCGAGAUGAAAGCAGCGGAAAAGGCAGGUCGGCCUGCUAACAUCCAUUCUCCCGUCAUCCACGAUGAGCUCUAUGGCUUUCUCAUGGCCGGGCACGACACAGGAGGUACAGUCAGCGGUUGGGGCGUGAACUUCCUAAUGAAAAACCCCAGAGUACAAGACACUCUCAGAAACUCCAUUCAAACCGCAUUCCCGAAUUAUCUCCCAGACGGAGUUCCCACGGCCAGGACUAUCGCCACAACGUCCCUGCCAUACCUGGAUGCCUUCAUCGAGGAGGCAUUGCGCUUGGGUCCAGUAGCUGGCGUACAGGUCCGGGAAACAAUCCGAGACACCCAGCUCCUAGGCCAUAUGGAUCAUAGAGGCACGAAUGUCUUCAUGUUUCUUAUCGGCCAAAGCGUACAACUCCCCCCCAUCAAUGUCUCCCCCUCUCUCCGGAGUAAAACAUCCCAAGACUCCUACUACCAAUUCACCGACCGCAAUCCUCAAGGCAUAGCGGAAUUCAAACCUGAACGCUGGCUUAAAGACGACGGGACAUACAACCCCAGCGCCGGUCCGGCGCUGGGGUUCGGCACUGGACGGAGAGGAUGCUUCGGCAAGAAAUUUGGCCUCCUUAAACUACGGAUGUUCUUCUUUUUGCUAGUCUGGAAUUUCGAUCUCCUUCCCCCGAUUGGUGAGGAACAAGGCCCAUUACCAAGGAAGCUGAGGCUGGCUUUGAAGCCCAGAACUACGUAUGUGAGGUUCAGGGAUUUGAGGAGGUGA